GAACUUGCAGAAUAUGAGAAGAAGUCUGACCAAAUAAAAGUCACUCAGAGAGACUUGGAGCAAGACGGCUUCUCCAAGAACCCGUUUUUUCACGGGAUUGUUGCCGAGGUGUCAGAUCAGCACAGAACCAAAGAUGGGCAUACGAAGAUCGGCUAUGCACUUUAUUUCUAUUCCUACAGCUCAUGGGCAGGCAGAGCUAUUUAUAUGGAGGACCUGUACGUAAUGCCAGAGUUCAGAGGGAAGGGCAUCGGAAAAGCUCUUAUGAGCAAAGUGGCACAGCUGGGUUUAGCUGCUGGCUGCAACCAGCUCGACUUCACCGUCCUGGACUGGAACAAAUCCUCUCUGGACUUUUACCUGAGCCAAGGCUGCUUUGAUAUUACUGCUACUGUGGGUUAUCACUGCAUGCGCUGUAAGGGAGAGGCACUGGAGCACCUGGCACAGCCUUAAUCUAACUCUGGAAUCAUGAAACAACAAGGUCAACCAAAACAACGCAGGGACGGCGCACCACCUGGUGCCCUAUUGCCAAAAGUGACCAUAGUAGUUGCUAUGCUAGUUGGCUAUUUGCAAAACCUUUGCUCCUUAAUCUAUUCAUUCAUUAUGCACCUGGUAAGGAAACAGCCAUCCUAAAAUUUAAUUCUGACUCAUAUCUGAAACACUAUAACAUCGAGAAUAUUUUGUUUAAUCCACAAGCAUCUUUUUGGAGUAAUAGAAAAGUUGUUUUAGUUAACAAGUUUUAGUUAGUUUAUGUUAUGUUUCUUUGAUGGUCCUUGGCUGAUAAAUUCUUGGAAACAAUAUAACAUAAAAGGUUAAAUUACAUAUUUGCAUUACAUAGGUUUACUAAAGAAAUAUAAGCUAAAAAGGCAAUGGAUGUUUACAAUAAUCGGGAGUUUGACCAUAUCUAGCAAAAGGUGAGCGCCUGAAAUAAACAAACAGAAAGCUUUAAUGUUUCAUUUAUGAAAAUCCCAUUUGCUAUUUGCCGUUAGCCAGCUAACCGAACUGCUAAGAUUCCCAAUUAAUUACAGCUAUGUCAUUAUUUAUUUUACUAUUGAAAAACACCCAUUACCAGAUUUACCGUUAGCAAGUUAGCCAUGCAGGCUAACAUUCGAAAGUGGUGGAAGUUAAGCAGUUUGAUCUGUUCCCUAAACUUUAAUUGUUUUUAAUAAAUACAAUUUUUAAAAAUCAUCAAAUUUACCUUAACAAUUUAACCAGGCCUGCAAAAACCCUUGACUAAAGUCUGAUUCAUACUUCUGCGUUGGUGCAAGGGCUAGACGAUGGGCUCACAGAGGGUGACGGAGACAUGGCCAAAAUUUUAAACAUCCGUCAAAAAUGACAGAGAUUGCAAGAUUGGUCAGGACUCCGCUUCCUGUGUAUUUGUCACCAGCACCAGUGUAGCUCCAUUAAAAAUUAAACAUAUUUAACAACAGACUGAAGAACACAUUGCGGAAAAAGUCCUAAAAUAUUCACAUUUAUUCACCCGUGAGUGAACAAGUACAAAAUACGGAGCAAACGUGGAUGAAAACGCCGGAAAUAUGGGUUUAGAGGUAGAGGUGGAGCAUGAAAGACAAAUUUGUCCGUUUUACAAAGUCUCUGAAAUAUAUAAACACAUUAGUAAAUACACCAUUGAGACUGGAUACAUGAGUGUUAUGGUGGCAGGACACCACAGCAAAGCACUACGCCCUCUGUUGUCCUGGUGGGGAAUUGCUUUACAGCGCUUCGCCAACUGAACAGAAGUACGAAUGUGAAAACCUUUCCGACACUCCGUGUGCGUCUCUGUUGCAGAGCUCACGGAGAAGUUUAAAUCAGGCUCUAGACCUAAAGCAAUCAGUUCUGUUCAAUUUUACUUUUUUAUGUUGAAAAUUCAAACACACCAGUUACUUAGCCUGGCCUGCCAGACUCGUCCUCUGUUCUAAUGCUUCCCAUAAAGAAGCAUGGGGCUGGCUGGUCAGGCUAACUGCUACUACCGUUAGCUAGAAUGCCAAAUUUGCACAAAUUACAGAAAUUGAGCACUUUGAUUCAUUACUUACUACUACAUUUGGGGUUAUGAUCAUUAAAAAACCUAAUGUGAUGAUAGCGAGCUAGCCAAACAUGCCAAGGUUCCCACCCAGCAAAAAACAACAGUUUAAACCAGCAGACACAUUUUUCAUGUGUUUGCAGCCCGUGAAAAACUAGAUUGUGUUACUUCCUAAUCCUAACAUGACCACCUGACAGAAGAUUAAUUCAUUCUUUCAUCUGCUUUUCAUUAUUGCAUCCAUGUCUACACAUUGUGAUUGUGGAAAUGAGGACUUUAUGAAACAGUGAUCCACACACUUAGCACACACUGUAUCCUAUCACUGUGUGUUGGAUGCAGUUUUGUGUAUAGGAACAGGAAAUAUGCAUCUAAAAUAUACUGUUACAGAAGCACAGGUUGGUUGUGUUUAAUGUGUUUUGUGAUGUACUAAGAUGGCACAUUUUCCAUUUGUCUCAAAUGUGAGCCUGAGAACAGUAAAUAGGGUCUUUACAAAGGCCUUGAUGUUACGUGUAUAGAGAAAACCCUUUUCUAUGUGUUUCAUGUUUUAAUUAUCUCUGUUUGACCAAACGGUGGCAGCAGUUGUCAAGGAUUAACUUAUCAGUUUCCGGUUGGGGACUUGUGUUCUGAUUUAAUGCACAUUACUGCUGUUGUUUUCUUUUUACUCUGCACCAGUUGGGCUCAACUAAAAGCCAGACCUUUGGACCAGUUCUUAGAAAAAUUGAUGAAUCCCAAAUUCAAAAGGAGAACAGUCCGUUCGGUGGAAUUUGAAACUCUAAAGAAACUUUCACAACUCCGAAGCUUCUCAUGAAAAAAUGGAAGUGGCAUUAUUCUAGUCUGUACAUUUAUAUUUAAAAAGGGAAUAUAUUUUUAUGUAGUUUUGUAUCUUUAAUGAAAUCAAGGUGAUUCUGGGUUGAGUUUAUUUUAUUUCUCUGUAAACAAAACACCCAAAUAACCAUUAUAAAACUUUAGCAGAUAUCGUGUUCAGACCACCUCCGAUGUGGAGAGCUGAAUCUUUGUCAUCAUUCUCCGUUGACAAAGUUCAAGACCAAACGAGUCAAUAAGAGUCUGAGGGAACAUGAGGUGUUUAUAUCUGCUCUUGCACAUCUUCCAGUCAGUGGGAGAUCAGAGCUAUACAUUAAUUUCCAGGCUGACUUUAUCAAACCACUCCUAAAACUAGAUUCUGGCUCUGGCCAAAUCUGGCAGCAAUAAAUCUCAAUAUGAGACUAUCACAGCAAAAACAGUUUUAUAUGGUUAUUUAUACUUUAGUGAACUUGAUCUGUCUAGUUAUCACCAUGCAGUGCUACUCUGUAUAUGUAAAUGAGACAUCUAUGUUGUGGAUGCCGUGUGUUUGGACCUGGCCUUCAUCAACCAAACAUGUUCAUGAUGGGAUCUGAGGUAAUAAUGUGUUAACAUCAUUGUGUUCAUCGUCUGUAAUUCUUGUCUAAAAUGGUUGGAAUAAGAGUAGGAACCGUGUCCAUGGGGUGAGUUUAGAAGAGCUUCUUCACCACAUUCAGCAACAGUAAAAAAUGCAAAAAUUGUAAUUAAUAUGUUUUUGAAGUUUAUAGUUUCAUAGAUUUAGAAACAAAGACAGUUUCAUUGAUUUUUGUCAAUCUGCUGAGCCAAAAAAGGCUACUUCAAAUCCAAUCUAGAGCCUGUACAUGUGUCAAACGUCAGUUUCAUUCAUGUGUAGUUGGUGAUUUUUGGUUACCCACUUCUGUGAUCCAUAAAUGUCAGUGGGCUAAGUGAUAAAACUAUACCAUACUACA
Nothobranchius furzeri (turquoise killifish) is the source of this 3774-nucleotide messenger RNA. NCBI's taxonomy places the organism in Eukaryota, Metazoa, Chordata, Actinopteri, Cyprinodontiformes, Nothobranchiidae. The record is from RefSeq and is a predicted model, not a curated record.